Molecule: messenger RNA, 3269 nt
Organism: Zingiber officinale
Lineage: Eukaryota; Viridiplantae; Streptophyta; Magnoliopsida; Zingiberales; Zingiberaceae
Product: protein Ycf2-like
Exons: 1
Coding region: 186-2375 (729 amino acids)
Molecular function (GO): ATP binding; ATP hydrolysis activity
Source: RefSeq, a predicted model, not a curated record
AAAGGGGUGAACGGUGAUUGGAUUGAUGAGAAAAUAGAAUCCUGGGUCGCGAACAGUGAUUUGGUUGAUGAUGAAGAAAGAGAAUUCUUGGUUCAGUUCUCCACCUUAACGAAAAGAGGAUUGAUCAAAUUCUAUUGAGUCUGACUCAUAGUGAUCAUUUAUCAAAGAAUGACUCUGGUUAUCAAAUGAUUGAACAACCGGGAUCAAUUUACUUACGAUACUUAGUUGACAUUCAUAAAAAGUAUCUAAUGAAUUAUGAGUUCAAUAGAUCCUGUUUAGCAGAAAGACGGAUAUUCCUUGCUCAUUAUCAGACAAUCACUUAUUUACAAACCCCGUGUGGGGCUAAUAGUUUUCAUUUCCCAUCUCAUGGAAAACCCUUCUCGCUCCGUUUAGCCCUAUCCCCUUCUAGGGGUAUUUUAGUGAUAGGUUCUAUAGGAACUGGACGAUCCUAUUUGGUCAAAUACCUAGCGACAAACUCCCAUGUUCCUUUCAUUACGAUAUUUCCGAACAACUUUCCGUAUUCGUAUUACAAGCCUGAAGGUUUUUUUAUUGAUGAUAGUGAUAGUGACGAUAGUGAUUAUCGUGACGAUAUCGAUAUUGAUGAUAGUGACGAUAUUGAUGAUGACCUUGAUCUUGAUACGGAGCUGCUAGAUAUGACGAAUGUGCUAACUAUGGAUAUGCCGCCGAGUAUAUACGGAUUUUAUAUCGAUAUCACCUUUCGAUUCGCAUUAGCAAGAGCAAUGUCUCCUUGCAUAAUAUGGAUUCCAAACAUUCAUGAUCUGUAUGUGAAUUACAGAUCCUUCGGUCUAUUACAGAACUAUCUCUCCAGAGAUUGUGAAAGAUAUUCCACUAGAAAUAUUCUUGUUAUUGGUUCGACUCAUAUUCCCCAAAAAGUGGAUCCCGCUCUAAUAGCUCCGAAUAAAUUAAAUACAUGCAUUAAGAUACGAAGGCUUCUUAUUCAACAACAACGAAAGCACUUUUUCAUUCUUUCAUAUACUAAAGGGUUUCACUUGGAAAAGAAAAUGUUCCAUACUAACGGAUUCGGGUCCAUAACCAUGGGUUCCAAUGCACGAGAUCUUGCAGCACUUAUCAAUGAGGCCCUAUCCAUUAGUAUUACACAGAAGAAAUCAAUUAUAGAAACUAAUACAAUUAGAUCAGCUCUUCAUAGACAAACUUGGGAUUUGCGAUCCCAGGUAAUAUCGGUUCAGGAUCAUGGGAUCCUUUUCUAUCAGAUAGGAAGGGCUGUUGCACAAAAUGUACUUCUAAGUAAUUGCCCCGUAGAUCCUAUAUCUAUCUAUAUGAAGAAGAAAUCAUGUAAAGAAGGGGAUUCUUAUUUGUACAAAUGGUACUUCGAACUUGGAACGAGCAUGAAGAAAUUAACGAUACUUCUUUAUCUUUUGAAUUGUUCUGCCGGAUUGGUCGCUCAAGAUCUUUGGUCUUCACCCGGACCUGAUGAAAAUAAUUGGAUCGCUUCUUAUAGAUUCACUGAGAAUGAUUCUGAUCUAGUUCAUGGCCUAUUAGAACUAGAAGGCGCUCUGUUGGGAUCCUCACGGACAGAAAAAGAUUGCAGUCAGUUUGAUAAUAAUCGAGUGACAUUACUUCUUCGGUCCGAACCAAGGAAUCAGUUAGAUAUGAUUCAAAACUAUGAAAAAUACGAAUCGGAGUUUGAAGAAGAGGAAGAGGACAUCGACCCGCAACAAAUGGAGGAGGAUUUAUUCGAUCACAUAGUUUGGGCUCCUAGAAUAUGGCGCCCUUGGACCAAUCUAUUUGAUUGUAUUGAAAGGCCCACUGAAUUGGGAUUUCCCUAUCGGGCCGGAUCAUUUCGGGGCAAGCGGAGCAUUUAUCAUGAAGAGGAUGAGCUUCAAGAGCAUGAGGAGGAGUUCUUGCAGAGGGGAACCAUGCAGUACCGGACACCAGAUAGAUUUUCCAAAGAACAAGGCUUUUUUCGAAUAAGCCAAUUCAUUUGGGACCCUGCAGAUCCAUUCUUUUUCCUAUUCAAAGAUCAGUCCUUUGUCUCUGUGUUUUCACGUCGAGAAUUCUUUGCAUAUGAAGAGAUGUCAAAGGUGCUUAUUACUUCCCAAACGGAUUCUCCUACAUCUAUGUAUACACGCUGGUUCAUCGGGAAUAGGCAAGAAAAGUACUGCGAAUUGUUGAUUCAUCGCCAGAAAUGGCUUAGAAGCAAGAGUUCAUUAUCUAAUGGAUCUUUCCGUUCUAAUAUUCUAUCCGAGAGUUAUCAGUAUUUAUCAAAUCUCUUCCUAUCUAAGGGAACGCUAUUGUAUCAAAUGACAAAGACAGUGUUGAGAAGGGGAUGGCUUUUCCCGGAUGAAAUGAAACAUUUGAUUCAUGUAACAGGAGAAAGAUUUCCCAUUCCUUAGCCGUAAAGAUAUGUGGCCAUGAAAAAGGGAUUAAGUGGAACAGGAUUGGCCGGGUGGUAGAGUCGUGGAAAUACUUUUUAUUCCAUAUUUUGGACCUUAGCUCCAUGGAACAAUAUGCUACUGCUGAAACAUGGAAGAAUUGAAAUCUUAGAUCAAAACACUAUGUAUGGAUGAUAUGAACUGCCUAAACAAGAAUUCUUGAACGGUGAACAACCAGAGUCUAUUACUCACUACAUCAAACAAUUUCCAUUAAUGAAACCAUGGAAAUCCACCGGAAAAUAAAAAAUACGCAUGUCCGAUGAAAUGCUUGUUGCUAUCUGCUCCAAUAACGAAUCAUUGGUUUAACUGAAUAACUAAAGAAAAUAGAUAGACCUUUCUAUUCGUCUCAGGUCAGGGGAUCUUCUCAAUCGGAGGAUCCCCCAUAUGGAUAAUACAUAUUCCGGUUGACCGAGCCUAAUUCUAAUUGUUUUGUUCCGAAGCAAAGAUAUCCACGGAGGCCGGUUCGUCCUAUUCAGAUAUUCACGACCAAGAGGUACUGGAUUCUCUUUCGGAUAGGCCCUGAAAGGAGAAGGAAGGCUGGAAUGCCAACAGACGUCUGUCUAUUCUCUAAUUCACCCGCCCCGAUCCGUUUUGGGAACGUCCAGUGCCAAAGUCACUGAAUGGGUAAGUCGCCAAUCCCUAAAACGGACUAUGUAAUGUACUUUAUCUGCUGGGUUAUGGGUACUGGUGGGUAUUUUACCAGAGGUUUUUAUCAAUCUACCCUUGUGUGAUUCCUCUUGAAUCAUAUACUCGGGGGGUGGGUGCGGGGCGGACGAUUUCUAAACGGACUCCUCAUUCAUUAGAUGGAGAAGAUCGCCAAAAUUUCGUGAUCCCCUGCCGAACCUAUUCCAAUAG